This is a messenger RNA of Erpetoichthys calabaricus (reedfish), 1240 nucleotides long. It is a transcript of the gene mpzl2b, whose product is annotated as myelin protein zero-like 2b. The coding region runs from base 131 to 799 and encodes 222 amino acids. Gene Ontology annotation, biological process: cell-cell adhesion. The transcript has 5 exons. The record is from RefSeq and is a predicted model, not a curated record. Gene Ontology annotation, cellular component: membrane. Lineage: Eukaryota; Metazoa; Chordata; Cladistia; Polypteriformes; Polypteridae.
GUGUAAAGUGAGUGGCACCCAGAGAGUGUAUGUGUGAGUGAGACUGUAUGUGCGUGUGUGUGUGUGUGUGUUCUUGCUCAAUUUUUGCUCAAACCCUUUCCCCGUGUCCCUGCCGGAGUUUUCGAUCGCGAUGGGGGGCUUUAGACUCCAGUUCACCGUCUUAGUGCUGACCGUCGUUGUAUCAGGUGUGACGCAAACUCUGGCCAUGGAAAUCUACACACAAGAGGACAUGGAAGCAGUCAAUGGCACAGAUGUCCGACUAAAAUGCACCUUCAAGUCCAAAAAUGAAAUUAAACCAACUCUGAUUGUGAACUGGAACUUCAGGCCACAGGCUGGAGGGGCAGAGAUCACGAUAAUGUUCUAUCAAGGCGAGGCCUAUCCAGCGACAGACGGCCCCUUCAAGGGACGUGUGAUGUGGUCUGGGAACAUUGAUCGCAUGGAUGCGUCGAUCAAUCUGCGGGAUGUCCAGUGGUCAGACAAUGGGACGUUCAUCUGCAUGGUGAAAAACCCACCUGAUGUUCACGGCACUGCUGGGUUGGUGCACUUGAAGGUCGUAAGUAAAGCUUCUGUUUCAGAGAUUGCCAUCUUGGCAGCAGCCAUUGGAGGUGCCACUCUCCUAGUCAUCCUCUUCAUCAUCAUCUCUGUCUCGGUCAAAUUCUGCUUAAAAAAACGGCAUAGAGAGGGAGAGCCGCCGAUGCAGUACUGUACUGAAAAGGAGGAGCUGAAAGACUCGGGGAGUCUGCCAAAGGAGAGCAGCCUGCAGGGGGAGCCCCUCGCCCCAGAGAAAGGCGUAAUAUGAGAGCGGGUCACUUAGUUGCUUACAACAUGGGACACGUCCUUGGUGGCUGUGCAAGUUCUGCUUACUCUUCCCUCACCUUUGCUCCUUGGGAAUUACAGUCGGAGGAGAAACUUGGCACAUCAUAACAUGCAGGCCAGGCCUGAGCCUCCAGUGGCUUUUUGAGGCAGUGACUCGUUGCCAUUGAUAAUCAGUGGACUGAUUCUAGAAACGACUGGCCGCUGGUCCAGCAAGAAUGGACUGAGUUGACAAUGCUGCUACAAGAUGGCCAGGCAAACAAACUGUCCACACGUGGUCUUGCACAAAUGGAACAAAACUGACUUGCGGGUGCUUUUGUGGCCUUAUUUUUUUUUUUUUUUACAUUAGUUAAUAAGUUGUACAUGUGACUUUUGUAUUGCAUGUAUUCAAUUUGUAAAGAUUUUUAAUAAAAAUAAAAUCUCCCCU